ACCAGACCACCGAGCGAGGUCGAGCGAGGACUGGGGACGGCUGCGUCACGCGAGGGGCGGGGCCGCCGCGGGCGGAGGCCGGAGCCGGAAGCGGAAGAGGCGCUCGGAGCGGGGAGUGGGGCCUAGCCGCAGCCGGAUCCUGGGAGACGAUGCAUCACUGUAAGCGAUACCGCUCCCCUGAGCCAGACCCGUACCUGAGCUACCGAUGGAAGAGGAGGAGGUCUUACAGUCGGGAGCACGAAGGGAGGCUGCGGUAUCCGUCUCGAAGGGAGCCUCCGCCCCGGAGAUCUCGGUCCAGAAGCCACGACCGCCUGCCCUACCAGAGGAGAUACCGGGAGCGCCGCGACAGUGACACAUACCGGUGUGAAGAGCGGAGCCCAUCCUUUGGAGAGGACUGCUAUGGAUCUUCCCGUUCCCAUCAUCGUCGGCGGUCGCGGGAGAGGGAGCCGUACCGGACCCGCAAGCACGCCCACCACUGCCACAAACGCCGCACCAGGUCUUGUAGCAGCGCCUCCUCGAGAAGCCAACAGAGCAGUAAGCGCAGCAGCCGGAGUGUGGAAGAUGACAAGGAGGGCCACCUGGUGUGCCGGAUCGGCGAUUGGCUCCAAGAGCGAUAUGAGAUCGUGGGGAACCUGGGUGAAGGCACCUUUGGCAAGGUGGUGGAGUGCUUGGACCACGCCAGAGGGAAGUCUCAGGUUGCCCUGAAGAUCAUCCGCAACGUGGGCAAGUACCGGGAGGCCGCCCGACUAGAAAUCAAUGUUCUCAAAAAAAUCAAGGAGAAGGACAAAGAGAACAAAUUCCUGUGUGUCUUGAUGUCUGACUGGUUCAACUUCCACGGUCACAUGUGCAUCGCCUUUGAGCUCCUGGGCAAGAACACCUUUGAGUUCCUGAAGGAGAAUAACUUCCAGCCUUACCCCCUACCACACGUCCGGCACAUGGCCUACCAGCUCUGCCACGCCCUUAGAUUUCUACAUGAAAACCAACUGACCCACACAGACUUGAAGCCAGAGAACAUCUUGUUUGUGAAUUCUGAGUUUGAAACCCUCUACAAUGAGCACAAGAGCUGUGAGGAGAAGUCAGUGAAGAACACCAGCAUCCGAGUAGCUGACUUCGGCAGUGCCACCUUUGACCAUGAGCACCACACGACCAUCGUGGCCACCCGUCACUAUCGCCCACCUGAGGUGAUCCUUGAGCUGGGCUGGGCCCAGCCCUGUGACGUCUGGAGCAUUGGCUGCAUCCUCUUUGAGUACUACCGGGGCUUCACCCUCUUCCAGACCCACGAGAACCGAGAACAUUUAGUGAUGAUGGAGAAGAUCCUGGGGCCCAUCCCCUCGCACAUGAUCCACCGUACCAGGAAGCAGAAAUAUUUCUACAAGGGGGGCCUGGUUUGGGAUGAGAACAGCUCUGAUGGCCGGUAUGUGAAGGAGAACUGCAAGCCUCUGAAGAGUUACAUGCUCCAGGACUCCUUGGAGCACGUGCAGCUGUUUGACCUGAUGAGGAGGAUGUUAGAAUUCGACCCUGCCCAGCGCAUCACACUGGCGGAGGCCCUGCUGCACCCCUUCUUUGCCGGCCUGACCCCCGAGGAGCGGUCCUUCCACACCAGCCGCAACCCAAGCAGAUGACAGACGCAGGCCACCACGUGCGAUGGAGAGCGGGACUGGGCUGCCCGGCCCCUCUUCUCCAACCUCCACCACCACCGGGCCCCAGGGCCAGAGCCACCAAACGAACAGUGCAAUGUGAAGGAAGGCAGGAGCCCGCAGGGGAGGGGACUUGAUACCCGGCUGCCAGAAAGCACAGAUUUGACCCAAGCUAUUUAUAUGUUGUAAAGUUAUAAUAAAGUGUUUCUUACUGUUUGUAACCCCUGGUACCGGUGUGUCCGUCUCCAGGCUCCUUGCCUUCUCCUCCCCCUACCUGAUUAAUAAAGUCUUUCUUAGCAGUUCA
Molecule: messenger RNA, 1941 nt
Organism: Acinonyx jubatus (cheetah)
Lineage: Eukaryota; Metazoa; Chordata; Mammalia; Carnivora; Felidae
Gene: CLK3
Product: CDC like kinase 3
Exons: 13
Coding region: 150-1622 (490 amino acids)
Biological process (GO): protein phosphorylation
Molecular function (GO): protein kinase activity; ATP binding
Source: RefSeq, a predicted model, not a curated record